AACGUCAAAUUAAAAACAUUUUCGCACUGCAAAAUUUGCAGUGAUGAGUUUUGUCUAAAAAUCUGAUAGUUAAAUAAGAAAAGUACUUAUAAUUACUUGUCUUUUAACUUUAUUUGAAGUUUUAUACACGGUAUAAUGGCGUCUCCUUCUCCGAAAUCCCCAGAACAAAGUGAAAAGAACAAACAAUACGACCGGCAACUUCGACUGUGGGGUGACCACGGUCAGGCGGCUCUUGAAAAUGGACAUAUUUGUUUGAUAAAUGCGACAGCAUUAGGCACUGAGGUCCUCAAAUCCAUAGUUCUUCCUGGCGUUGGAGUGGUAACCAUCGUUGACGACCAUGAAGUUAAUGAAGAGGACAUUGGAAGCAAUUUUUUCUUAGAGGCCUCUAGUAAAGGACUCAAUAGAGGGUCCGAGGCGCUUAGACUCAUUCUUGAAUUAAACCCAGCUGUGCAAGGACAUGCCGUACAAGAACCUCCAGACCAGAUACUUCAGGAAAAUCCAGAUUUCUUUAAAGCAUUCAGUGUAGUCAUAGCAACAGCAAUAGGGGAAAAGACAAUCAAAGACCUCUCCCAACACCUUUGGGAUAUCAAUGUACCAUUUAUUUUGUGUAGAUCUGUUGGAUUUUUAGGAUCAUUUAGAAUACAGAUUAAAGAACAUGCCAUAAUUGAAACCCACCCUGAUAAUGAACAAACUGACUUGCGUUUGGAUGUUCCUUUCCCAGCUCUCUCUGAAUAUCUUGAUGCUUUUGACAUAGAUGCUGUUGAUUUAAAAGAUCAUGGUCACAUUCCUUGGAUUGUUAUUUUGUACAAAGCAGUUCAGAAAUGGCAAGAAACUCAUCAAAGUUGUUGGCCCAUGAGCAGGAAAGAAAAAAAUGAAGUAAAAGAAGUUGUUCAGAGUUUUAUUAGAAAGGACGAAAAUGGCAUUCCUAUCAAUGAGGAAAACUUUGAAGAAGGACUGAGAGCUAUUAACACAGCUUUACAGCCUACUUUUCUACCUCUGAAAAUUAAAGAAUUAAUUUAUAGUAGCAAUGCUACUAAUCUCACCAGAGAAAGUUCGCCAUUUUGGAUAAUGUGUUCUGCAUUAAGAGGAUUUAUUGAAGCUGAAGGGAAAGGUAAACUACCUCUCAAAGGUGUCUUACCCGACAUGACUGCGUCUACUGACCAUUAUGUGACAUUGCAGAAUAUCUAUAGAACUCAGGCAGCAUUUGAUGCUGAAAUUAUUUACAGAAAAGUGCAAGAAAUAGUUGCUCAAUUGCAUUGUGAAAGUAUAAAUGAGUCAGAUGUGAAAUUAUUUUGUAGACAUGCUCAUGAUUUACAUAUGAUUAGAGGGUCAAAUAUAGCCACUGAAUACCAAAUGGGAAAUAAUGUAGCAACCUACAUAGCUAGAUAUCUUGAAGAGCCUGAUGUUAUGAUGGUCCAUUACAUUUUGUUAAGAGCUGAAGAGAUCUUCAGACAGGAACACUGCAGGGCUCCAGGGGACUGGGAGCCAGAAGGUGACAUAGCACAAUUGAAAGCUUGUGUUUCAAAACUGCUUGGUGAUAUUUCAUGUUCUCCUUUCCCUAAAGAUGACCACAUUCAUGAAAUGUGCCGUUAUGGUGGAGCCGAGAUUCAUAGUGUAUCUGCUUUCCUAGGAGGUUGUAUAGCUCACGAAGCAAUCAAAAUUGUAACUAAACAAUACAAGCCUGUUGAUAAUAUGUUCAUUUAUGAUGGAGCUUCAACUAACACUGCUACAUUUAAAUUUUGAGAUGGAUUGUUAAGCUUAAAAUGUAUAAUAAAGAGUGUGAACUAAA
Molecule: messenger RNA, 1789 nt
Organism: Pectinophora gossypiella (pink bollworm)
Lineage: Eukaryota; Metazoa; Arthropoda; Insecta; Lepidoptera; Gelechiidae
Gene: APP-BP1
Product: NEDD8-activating enzyme E1 regulatory subunit
Exons: 1
Coding region: 136-1743 (535 amino acids)
Biological process (GO): DNA damage response; ubiquitin-dependent protein catabolic process; protein ubiquitination
Cellular component (GO): nucleus; cytoplasm
Molecular function (GO): NEDD8 activating enzyme activity; ubiquitin activating enzyme activity
Source: RefSeq, a predicted model, not a curated record